Clonostachys byssicola is the source of this 471-nucleotide messenger RNA. Lineage: Eukaryota; Fungi; Ascomycota; Sordariomycetes; Hypocreales; Bionectriaceae. The record is from the annotation of a GenBank genome assembly.
AUGGGCUGGAUGAACCGUGGUUCUCGCCCGGGGCACCGUGGGAACAAUCUCUUCGCAACAAUCAACUACUGCAACAAAGACUCCGACAUUUCCGCGGUUGUCACCUUUGUCGAGGACUCAGCCAAUCCGAGAUCAUAUCAAAAAGCACAAAAAACUACCAAGAAUGAGGAUCUACCAUACAUCGAUCCAUCAGUCAUUAUAGCUGCCGGCGAUGCAGGUCUGCUAUGGCUGGUCAUUGAUAACAUUGUCUAUGACUGUACCGAAUUUGUUCAUGAGCACCCAGGAGGCUCUCGGGUUCUCGAGUCAUUUCGAAGCAGCAACUGCAGUUGGCAGUUCUGGAGGUUCCACGGAAUGAAGGAUAUGGUAGAGUUCGGGCUGCCGCUGAGGGUAGGACGCGCAAGUGGUAUUCAGAACAAGUUCAAGGAGCCACCUCGGUUUGUAGGUUUGAGGAAGCUAUGGGGAUCUGAAUGA